AUGGUAGAUAACUCGAGCCGGAUGAGCUACCGUGCCGGAGAGGCGAAGGGUCAAACCCAGGAGAAGGUGAGCAAUAUGAUCGACAAGGCAAGCGAUGCAGCCCAAACAGCUAAAGAGUCGGUACAAGAGACGGGCCAACAAAUGAAGGCUAAGGCACAAGGAACUGCAGAUGCUAUUAAGGAUGCCGUGAACAAAUGA
Messenger RNA from Cucurbita pepo subsp. pepo (vegetable marrow), 198 nucleotides. The record is from RefSeq and is a predicted model, not a curated record. NCBI's taxonomy places the organism in Eukaryota, Viridiplantae, Streptophyta, Magnoliopsida, Cucurbitales, Cucurbitaceae.